Molecule: messenger RNA, 633 nt
Organism: Fundulus heteroclitus (mummichog)
Lineage: Eukaryota; Metazoa; Chordata; Actinopteri; Cyprinodontiformes; Fundulidae
Gene: mrps18c
Product: mitochondrial ribosomal protein S18C
Exons: 7
Coding region: 140-526 (128 amino acids)
Biological process (GO): mitochondrial translation
Cellular component (GO): mitochondrial small ribosomal subunit; ribosome
Molecular function (GO): small ribosomal subunit rRNA binding; structural constituent of ribosome
Source: RefSeq, a predicted model, not a curated record
CAGACCCGUUUUAUUCUGACCUGGAGCCUCCCGGAGCUCAUUCCUGCCUCACAUCCUGCUAACGCGGACUUCCUCCCAGAGCAACAGGAGCUGUCUGCUCCCAGCAGCUGUGGUUCUUCCUGCCCUGUGUCAGGUCAAAAUGUUGUGUGUUAGAGGGCUCCAGAGGCUGAAGGCUGCCUUAUAUCUACACAGGAGCAGCACACACAGGAGCCUGACGUCAGCCGCAGCCCUGCAGAAAGAUGACGCUCCGAUGAAAGCAGAGACUCCGUCCAAGGAGCCUCGGAGGGGCUGCGUGCUGUGCAGCGUCACUGUGGACUUUAAAAACGUCCAGCUGCUAUCCCAGUUCAUCUCGCCUCACACGGGCAGGAUCUACGGCCGGCACAUCACAGGGUUGUGUGGCAGAAAGCAGAAGGAGAUCUCCAAAGCCAUAAAGAAGGCUCACUCACUGGGUUUCAUGCCGGUGACCCAUAAGCACCCUCAGUUCAUGACUGAUCCCCGGAUCUGUGGCAUCAAACAUCUGGAUUAGAGGAUCGCUGUGUGCAUCCUGCUCUCACUGUGUACAGUUUCCGUUUUUUCUUCAAGCAGGCUUUAGAACUCUACUUUGUAUUAAACUUGAAAUCUUCCAACAUCUCA